ACUAUCUCUCUCUCUUUCUCUCUGUCCCUUUCUUCUGCUUUUUUCAAGAAAAUAAAAAAAUGCUUCAAGAUUCUGCAACUACUACUACUACUACUACUACUCCGCCGCCACCUUUAACCUCCGACGUUUCAAUGCCUUCCGGUGAAGAACAAGAGCCAAAGCAUGUAACUUUGGAAGAAGAGGCACCGGUGACUUCGGAGCCAAAUCUUCAACUACCUUAUAUGCCGGAGCUAGAGGAGUCAAAUCAUGCGGCGGAGGUUGAUUCAGAGAAGCUAGACGAAGUGACGCCGGAGACGGUGACUUUGGAGUCAGAGGGUCUUAACCACGAAGCGGAAGAUUCAGAGCAGAAACAUCAUUUGUCGCCGGAGACGGUGACUUUGGAGUCAGAGGGUCUUAACCACGGGGCGGAGGAUUCAGAGCAGAGACAUGAAGUGACGCCGGAGACAGAGACUUUGAAGCCAGAGGUUCUCAACCACGCGGCGGAGGAUUCAGAGAAGCCACAUGGAGUGACGCCGACGCCGGAGAAAGAAACUUCGGAGACAGACACGUCAUUGCUUGUAAUUUCGGAGCCAGAAGAGCCUAACCACUUGGCGGAGGAAGAUUCAGAGACGACGGAGACAGAGCCAUCACAGAAACUGAUGUUGGAGCAGAGGAGAAAGUACAUGGAAGUAGAAGAUUGGACAGAGCCAGAACUACCAGACGCGGCGGUGUUAGAAGCUGCAGCGUCAGUCCCUGAGCCUCAGGCACCACCACCACCUACUACUGCACCCACCGUUGAAUCUAGAUCUUUAGCGGAAAUGAUGAACAGAGAAGAAGCAGAAGCAGAAGAGAAACAAAACCUUCAGAUUCCUCGUAGUCUCGGUUCAUUCAAAGAAGAAACAAACAAAAUCUCCGAUCUUUCAGAACCAGAGUUAAACGCACUCCACGAGCUUCGUCACCUUCUUCAAGUAUCUCAAGAUUCAAGCAAAAGCUUCUUAUGGGGUGUGCCACUUCUCAAAGACGACAGAACCGACGUCGUUUUGUUGAAAUUCCUAAGAGCAAGAGACUUUAAACCUCAAGAAGCUUACUCAAUGCUCAAGAAAACACUCCAAUGGAGAAUCGACUUCAACAUCGAAGAGCUUCUAGACGAAAACCUCGGUGACGAUUUAGACAAAGUUGUGUUCAUGCAAGGAAAUGACAAAGACAAUCAUCCUGUCUGUUACAAUGUCUAUGGUGAGUUUCAGAACAAAGAUCUUUAUCAGAAAACGUUUUCAGAUGAAGAGAAGAGAGAACGGUUCUUGAGAUGGAGGAUUCAGUUUCUUGAAAAGAGUAUAAGGAAUCUUGAUUUUGUAGCUGGUGGUGUUUCCACUAUAUGUCAAGUAAAUGAUCUUAAGAAUUCUCCAGGACCUGGUAAGACUGAGCUUAGGUUAGCUACUAAGCAAGCUCUUCAUCUUCUUCAAGAUAAUUAUCCUGAGUUUGUCUCUAAACAGAUAUUCAUCAAUGUUCCAUGGUGGUACCUUGCGUUCUAUAGGAUUAUUAGUCCUUUUAUGUCACAAAGAUCAAAGAGCAAACUAGUUUUCGCAGGUCCUUCAAGAUCUGCGGAAACCCUUUUCAAGUACAUAUCACCAGAACAUGUUCCGGUUCAGUAUGGUGGACUAAGUGUGGAUAACUGCGACUGCAACUCGGAUUUCACACAUGAUGAUAUCGCUACCGAGAUUACUAUUAAACCAACUACUAAACAAACCGUCGAGAUUAUUGUUUACGAGAAAUGCACGAUCGUGUGGGAGAUAAGAGUAGUGGGAUGGGAGGUUUCGUAUGGAGCAGAGUUUGUGCCAGAGAACAAAGAAGGAUAUACAGUGAUCAUUCAGAAACCGAGGAAGAUGACUGCGAAAAAUGAACCGGUGGUGUCUCAGAGCUUCAAAGUUGGAGAAGUUGGCAGGAUUUUGCUAACCGUGGAUAACCCGAAUUCAACCAAGAAAAUGCUUAUCUACAGGUUCAAGGUUAAGCCUUUACUAUGUGAGUAACAAAAGUUUGUAUCUUUCUUCGAGUGUUUCUUAGUUUAGAACUUGAUCAUAUGAUUGUUGUUGGUUGUGUUUUUUUUUCUUUCUUUGUCAUCGACUUAUAUGUUUGUGUGGUUCUGUACUUCUGUUUGUUAAAUUCUUUUGUUUUAUAUUUGUAUUUUGCCCUCUUAUUUUUUUCAUUUUGCUUCCAAAUUUCACCGAGGAAUGUUUUGACUUUUGAGUGUUGAAUGGCUUCAAAAAUUGUGUCCAUUGCAUAUUUUCUCUAUAAAGUCUUAACAUUCAU
Molecule: messenger RNA, 2283 nt
Organism: Arabidopsis arenosa
Lineage: Eukaryota; Viridiplantae; Streptophyta; Magnoliopsida; Brassicales; Brassicaceae
Source: the annotation of a GenBank genome assembly